Messenger RNA from Lizanozyma spartinae, 1752 nucleotides. RefSeq lists its product as uncharacterized. The coding region runs from base 1 to 1752 and encodes 583 amino acids. The record is from RefSeq and is a predicted model, not a curated record. Gene Ontology annotation, biological process: nucleosome assembly. Gene Ontology annotation, cellular component: CAF-1 complex; nucleus. Lineage: Eukaryota; Fungi; Ascomycota; Pichiomycetes; Serinales; Debaryomycetaceae. The transcript has 2 exons.
AUGGUGGUGACUGCUAUGGUAGAGAAAGACGCGUCUAAAGAAACAAUGGAUACGGGUGAAUUAACCGAAGAGGUUGCGAUCGUGCUGGAGACGGUGGCUGGCAAAUCUGGUUCUCGUAAACGAAAAGUAGACAACACAACUGAUGAAGUGGAAUCGAAAAAAAAGACAACGGAAGAAAUGAUCAAGAAACAAACCGAGAAGCAUCGGUUAAAGGAAUUGAGGGAAGCUGAAAGGAUUGAAAGGGAAAAACGGAGGGAAGAAGACCGUUUACAGAAAGAAGAGGAGAAACAACGUAGACUUGAAGAACGUCAACGGAAGGAACAAGAAAGAGAUUUGAAAAAGAAGCAAGCAUUAGAAGAGAAGUUAGAAAAGGAACGUAAACGAGAGGAGGAGAAGUUGGAAAGAGAGCGGAAACGAGAAGAAGAAAGAAUAAGGAAACAACAUGAAAAGGAUGAACGAGAACGUCAACGAAUAAACAAGAAACUUAAACUUGAAGAAGAGAAACAACGCAAGGAACAAGAGAGACAAGAAGAAUUAGAAAAGAAACGGAAGAAAGAAGAUAGAUCUCAGAUGAAGAUUUCAAAUUUUUUUACCGUUAAAUCAUCAACAUCUAAAGCCAACAACAAACCCAUAACAACUUCAACUGAAUUAUCAGUAUCCGAACUUAAGUCCGAAAGUCAUGCCUUGAAACCAGAUACCGGAAAGUGUUAUGAAAAGAAGUUUUUGCCCUUCUUUGUGAAGGAAACAACGAGAAUGAGUCCAACCAUUUCACUUUCAGCUUCCAAUCUUGCGAAAUCAGUAGCUGAUUUGGAUAACCAAUUGUUUGGUAAGGCUGAGGGUUACGACGAUUAUUUCCAAGGUAUUUCAAAGUCCUUUUUGAGCCUUUCUAAAGUUACAACUUCUAAUGAACUUGUUUCUGCAAUUAACAGUUCCGAUGUCACUGAAUCACAGAUCCAAGCGAUGAUAGCGAAUUUACCACCUAUAAAGUACUUGGAGUUCUAUGAGAAUGCAAAACCCCCAUACAUAGGAACAUGGUGUUCCAGCAAACAUAUAGAGACAGUUUUGCCCAUAGAAGACCCACUUAACGAAGCCAUUACCGGGUUGGAUUACACCUAUGAUUCAGAUUUGGAUUGGAAUGAAGAUGAUGAUGAUGAAGGAGAAGACAUUGAUGAAGACGACGACGAUGAUGAUGACGAAGAGGAAGAUGAAGAGGAGAUGGUUGACUUUUUAGAUGAUGAGGCAGGAGACGGGGGACCAAAGGAGAAAAGUAGAACAAUACUAGGUCCACUUGUUGCCACAUGUAUUUGGGGAAGAAAUGACAAUGAAAAUAUUAAUGAUGAUGAUGAUGAUAAUAAUAAUAAUAAUACAUCUAUUUUAGAUACAUUACGAUAUGAGAUGCUUAUACCGACCAAAUUUCCUAUUGAAAUUGAUAGGAAUUAUUGGGAUGAAGCCAAAUCUCCAAGUACGCCCAAGAAAGGGAAUUCAGUAACUGAAGGAACCAAACCAAUGAUAUCUGAGGAUAAGGAUAUUUUCCAAUUGAUUCAAUUCAUAGAGAAGAACAACGAGUUUUCGGUGAAUGUGCUUGUGGAGUUAGCAAAGAAAGAACUUGGUACCGCAUACACCAAGGCGCUUGUUAAGAGUACAAUUCAAGGUAUAGCCACAUAUUCCAAGAAGGCAGGUAAAUGGGAGAUCAAGCUGGAUAUACGAAAAAUGUAUUUUUCAAAGUAUGGGAAGAACGGACAUAAUACAUAG